This is a messenger RNA of Clonostachys rhizophaga, 1350 nucleotides long. The record is from the annotation of a GenBank genome assembly. NCBI's taxonomy places the organism in Eukaryota, Fungi, Ascomycota, Sordariomycetes, Hypocreales, Bionectriaceae.
AUGAACUGCAACGAGCUCCAAGAGGCCAACGCGGCCAGCUGCUAUCUGAUCAAGCAGCCGCGGCCCCUGCAAUGGUUCUACAAGGGGCGUCUGUUUAAAGAAUCUGGCGAGCGGCAGGCUGGUCGCUUCGAGCUGUUCCUCGAUCUUCUCUACGUCGCCAUCGUCGCGAGCUUCAGCGAUGAGCUGGCAGAGCACCCCGACGGGAUCCAUCUGGCCAAGUACCUCCUCAUCUUCACGCCGGCAUGGCACAUCUGGGCGGACCUGCGCGAGAUCAUGAACUCGUACUACACCGACGACCUGCUGCAGCGCCUCGUCAUCCUCUGGGUCAUGGCCCUGCUGGUGCUCUACGCCAACAACGCCUACCUGGCCGACCACGACAUCGUCGCCAUGCGCACGACCGCCGCCGCCUACAUCCUCGCCCGCUUCACCACCCUCUCCGUCUUCCUCGUCACCUCCUUCGCCGCAUACCAGCACCGCGUCCAGGCCCGCAUCAUGGCCGCCUGCAUGUUCGUCGGCCUCCUCAUCAUGAUCCCCCUCUUCUUCGAGUCCGUCAGCAUCCAGGCCAAGGUCGCCGUCGUCGCCGUCGCCAUCUUCUACCAGGAGCUCACGUGGGGGCUCACCCUCUCCCCCUGGAUCAAGCGCAAGCUCAACCUCUCCUACAGCACCGCCGUCGACAUCGCUCACGAGGUCGACCGCAUGGCCGCCUUCUUCAUCAUCAUCCUCGGCGAGUUCGUCUACAGCAUCAUCGUCGGCCACAAGACGGGCGUCGGGCUCACCGCCGGCUACGCCAAGGCCGUCUGCACCCUCGUCGUCGCCUUCAGCCUCAACUGGCUCUACGCCAGCGGCGACGGCAGCAUCCAGGCCACCCACCCCAUCCGCCGCUCCGCCUGGACCGCCUUCGGCUUCUUCCUGCUGCACCUGCCCCUGUCGGCGUCCUUCCUCAUCGGGGGCCACAUCGCCGCCGUCAGCGCGGGCGAGGAGCACCUCGAGGAGGGCCAGCGCUGGCUGCUCGGCGGCGGGCUCGGGGUAGGCAUGUUCUGCCUGUGGGUUUACGGGAUGCUGUACCGCGUCGACGAGGAGGAGAGGCUGGUCCUGCCCAAGUGGCUGCGCAUCAUAAUGCGGCUCGUGGCGGCUAUCGUGUUGAUCGUGCUGCCCCAGACGCACGACCACCUGGAUGCCGAGGGGCUCAUGUUCGUCGUCAUGGGCAUCUUCGCGUUCGUGCUGGUCUGGGAGACGAUUGGCGGGCUGGCGCAGUCGUCUGCUGUGUUUGAGCCGUGGACGAAGCGCCACCCGCCUGCGGAGGAGGUGGACGAGGAGGACUUGGGGCCUGCUUCUGACGCUGCUUGCUGA